Messenger RNA from Lactuca virosa, 1999 nucleotides. Lineage: Eukaryota; Viridiplantae; Streptophyta; Magnoliopsida; Asterales; Asteraceae. The record is from the annotation of a GenBank genome assembly.
CGUCUGCUCUACUCUGAUCUGCAAAAUGGGCGUCUAAACCCUCACUCCCCCGCUUGCAUCCGACGAAAAAUCCUAAAUUCCCAAUCAUCCCGCCAAAACUGUACCAUUUUCCAAUUUUCCUAACCCACCUCUUUCUCCACCGCAGAAAACCAUAGUUUAGGGUUUCAGUAUCAUGCCAGCAAUGGAUUCGCCAGGCAAAAUUCAUCGAAUCGAACUCGAGAACUUCAAAUCUUACAAAGGACACCAAGUUAUUGGUCCUUUCUAUGACUUCACCGCGAUUAUUGGUCCCAACGGUUCUGGAAAGUCUAACCUCAUGGACGCUAUAAGCUUCGUGCUCGGUGUUCGAACCGGUCAACUCAGGGGCGCGCAGUUGAAGGACUUGAUUUACGCUUUCGAAGACCGGGAUAAGGAGCAAAGAGGUCGUAAAGCUUUUGUUAAGUUGGUUUAUCGUCUUGGAAACGGUACAGAACUCUUGUUUACUCGUACUAUUACUAGUGCUGGGGGAAGCGAGUACCGGAUCGAUGAUAGGGUUGUGAAUUGGGAUGAUUAUAAUGCGAAGUUGAAGUCUCUUGGAAUUCUUGUGAAGGCUAGGAAUUUUCUGGUUUUUCAGGGUGAUGUGGAGUCUGUUGCAUCUAAAAACCCUAGAGAACUUACAGUGCUUCUUGAACAAAUAUCUGGCUCUGAUGAAGAUAAGAGAUUGUAUGAAGAUCUGGAGGAAAAGAAAGGUGCAGCUGAGGAAAAGUCAACACUUGCUUACCAGAAAAAAAGAACCAUUGUCAUGGAGAGAAAGCAAAAAAAAGAGCAGAAGGAAGAGGCCGAGAAACAUAUGCGUUUGCAGGAGGAGUUGAGAUCAUUAAAGAAGGAACACUUCUUGUGGCAGUUAUUUAACAUAGAAAACGACGUUGAGAAGGCCAAUCAGGAGAUUGAAAAUGAACAGAGUAGCCUUCAAGAAAUUAUUAACGAGUUAGAUGGUUAUGAGAACGAGUCACGCAAAAAAGAAAAGGAACAAGCUAAAUAUAGAAAAGAAAUUGAAAAACGAGAAAAGAAGCUUGCUGAGAAGAAAAAUAAAAUCGAUAAAAACCAACCAGAGCUUCUGAAGCUGAAGGAGGAAAAGACUCGCUUAACUGCAAAACUUAAAAACACUGGGAAAGAGCUUGAUAAAAGGAAAGAAGAGAAGAAGAAACACACAGUUGAAAUUGAAAAGCUGCGAAAUGACUUGGAUGACCUUACAAAGCAACUGGAUAACUUACAGUCAAAAGGUCAAUCUGAAGGGGGGAAGCUUCAUUUAGGUGAUGAUCAGUUGGAGGCAUAUAAUCGCAUUAAAGAGGAAGCAGGUAUGAAGACUACCAAGUUAAGAGAUGAAAAAGAGGUUCAAGAUAGGGAACAACAUGCUGAUGUGGAAGCUCAAAAGAAUCUUGAAGAGAAUCUACAACAGUUGGAAAGCAGGAAACAAGAACUUGAGUCACAACAGAAACAAAUGGAAACUAGACUCAAGAAGAUUAGAGAAGCCAUUGACAAACAUAAUGAUGAACUCAAACGACUCAGAAAGGAACAAACUGACACCACCAAGAAACUUGGAGAUUCAAAGAAGAAAUAUGAAAAUCUGAAGGCUAAGAUAACUGAAUUAGAGAAUCAAUUACGUGAGUUAAAAGCAGACAAACAUGAAAAUGAUAGGGACACAAAGCUGUCACAAGCAGUUGAAGCUCUCAGGCGGUUGUUUCCUGGUGUUCAUGGUCGUAUGACAGAGCUUUGUAGGCCCACACAGAAGAAGUAUAAUCUUGCUGUUACUGUUGCUAUGGGCAGAUUUAUGGAUGCUGUUGUUGUUGAUAACGAGCAUACAGGAAAAGAAUGCAUCAAGUAUUUGAAAGACCAAAGGCUUCCUCCUAUGACAUUUAUACCCCUUCACUCAGUCCGUGUUAAGCCAGUCAUUGAGAAGCUGCGGGCAUUAGGCGGAACUGCAAGGCUUAUCUUUGAUGUGAUUCAAUAUCCUUCAGCAUAA